ACUUUAAUCGUACAAGAUAUAUUUUUUAUCAGCUGUGAUUGUUGUGGAAUCGAACAAUCCAUCCACGCGCUGGUGGCCCAAAGUGUCCGCCCGUUUUAUGUCCGGCAGCAAAGAGGCCUCGCCCCUCCCGCAGAAUCACGGUACAAGUCGCGCGCGCGCUCCUGUGUGUGUGUGUAUGUCCUGUGAGUUUGUGGUGUGGUGUGCUGUGUGCGCCCGCUGUCGUCGUCCAACUCUCGUCGCGUUGUGUGCAUAGUGCGUCGUGUGUGUGUGUGUGCUCCGUGCGCGCGUGUGAUGUGAAAAUUAGGCCUCCGUCGCUCGAAACCCCGCGCGUCUCACAGUCCCGGAGAUUCACGCACCCUUCCCACGAGAAAGUCACCCAGCGUUUUUGUCAUCGCGUCGCGUGUGUAGCACACAAUCAUCCGCAGCGUGUUUUGGACCUUUUUCCUGCGCACAAAUCGUACGAUCCGCUUGCUCUCUGAAGGGCAUCCAUCCAUCCCGCCCCGUGUUACGUACGUGUGUGCCCCAAACCGAUGGAGAGAGAGAGAGAAAGAGCGGGAAGCUGUUUAAAACACGGAGAAAUCACAAAUGCAGCUAGAAAACACCUGUUAGUGUGUGUGUGUGUUGACGUGUGUGUGUGUGUACGUGCUAUGUAACUGUCUGUAAGAACCGCCGGGACAGUUUGUUCGGAAGUGAAAGAGCGAGAGAGCGAGAGAGCGUCACGAUCUCCAACGAACGUAGCCGCACGCUCGAAGCGUAUUUGCAGGCUUUUGAAAACGAAACAAAACAUUGAAUCCAGCCACAACUAAACCUGAAUUGUUGCACCAGUGCCCGCGAUGAAAUACCCCGGCGGCAACCCAUCCACCAUGUUUUGCGAACAGGUCGGCACGGUGACGUCCCUGUUCGAGCAGUGGAACGAUUGCGAGCGGACGGUCGUGCUGUACGCGCUGCUGAAGCGCGUCCCCUUCGUCAACCUUAAGUUCCUGCAGGUGUCGAUCGAUUACAAUCUCGCGCAGAACUACAGCACCCAGGCCAAGCUGCAGCAGCUCGAAACGAAGGCAAACAGUACGGCCCUGCUCGGGAAGCUGGUGCAGCGGUACUACCAGCUGAGCGGGCACAGCAGUGCGGCGGCCUCGCUACUGAUCGGCGCUGGUGGCGCUGCCCAGCUUAACAACAACAACAACAGUAACAGCGUGAACAAUAAUCUCAAAGCGGCCGGCAUCGAGUCAACGCCGGCCUCGCUGUACGAGCUGCUGAAGAAAGCUUCACCGCAGACGGCGGAGGUGGCAGCGCUCUUGAAAGAAUCUCCUUCCAUCAUUAGUGCGACGACAGCGACGGUACCGCCACCCUCCACGACACCGACGACGGCGACUGUAACGCCGGGACACAACCAACCGAAGGGUGACGGUCACCACCACGAACGGCAGCCGGAAACGAAGGAAGAUAUUCUGAAGGACAUACUGAUGUACUUGCCACUGCUGGCGCCGGGUAACGAUGAGGCGAAGAGUCUGUACAUGUCGCUCAUUCCGGCAGCGGUGGAUGACGCCUGCCGGCAGCUGGUACCGACGGAAAUCGUACAGCAGACGCUGUCCUACCUGCUCAUCCAUCCCGCAAUCACCAACGACGAUCGACGCGUGCUGAGCCACUGGUUGCGAUACUUGGAGGACUUCAUCUCGACGUCCUACCUGCCAGCACCCGCCACGGCUGCACCGGUUGCGAAGGGUCGCAACUAUUUCAACGUGCAGCAGUCGGUCGGUGCCAACGGUACUAGCAGCAGCAGCAGCCUCAACAGCAAUGGCACAGCAGUGCCUGUCAACACGCCGCACGUACCGUAUCUAUCCACCUCGACAAGCUCCGCCAACGGAGGAGUGGGUGCUGCAAACUCAUGGACAAACGGAGCGUCCGCUCCGGGCUCACAGAUCGUACCGGGUGCGGUACUUUCUUCGGCUGUGCACCACCCGCAGCAGCAGCAUCAUCAUCAGCAGCACCAUUCGACGGCCGGGUCGGUGCUGUCGAAAUCGCAGCAAAGCCUAAACAACCACACGACAACGACCGGCAGCACGACCGUACUGUCCGGCGGCAACAGCAAUAGUAGCAAUAGUCAUAUCAACAACAGCGGCAGCUCGACCACCAGCUCCUCCUCCAGCUCGACCACCAGCUCUAGCUCCUGUCUGGACAGUGCGGCGUCGCAGCUGCUGAAAGCGACCCCUUCCCCGCGGCUGCUAGUGGCACCCUCAUCCCAGCAGCAGCCAGCUGAAUACCAUCAUCAUCAUCACCACCACCACCAAACCGCCGACGAGGGCAAGCCGGCGGUGGCGGUGAACGAGUUUAGCAAGACGAUCGGGCAAAGCCUGCUGGGUUCUAGUCAAACGCUGCUAGCAGGCACCGCCGCCGGGAACGGUGGCGGCCUCAGUGUCAGUCUGCUGCCCGCCCUCCAGCAGCAGCAGCAGCAGCAAUCGCAACGGCCUACGGUGGUGCCGGGGGGCGUUGGUGGACCGACGCCCGACGGUUCUGCUUCCUGCGAGACGGCACAGCACCAUCACGAUCUCAUGGCCGCGACGGAGUCGCUCCUGUACGACUCGACCGACGACGAUCACAUUUCGUUCAGCAAGAACGGGACGGAGAUAUUUGACUACGAUUGUGAUUUCGAUAACGAGGACGAGUUCAACUAUCUGGCGCGCAAUGCGGCCGCCAUACGGGCGGCGGAGGCGGCAGCGGCGGCGGCCGGCAACGGUAUCCUCCCGGCGAGCGCAUCGUCCGUUCCGGCUGGUUCCGGAGUGCCGGGUGGUGGUGCGGCCGGUCCAGGGCACGCCAAAAAGCUCGUUUCGUUCAAUAGCAACGUAAACGAUUUCCUGCGCGUACCGCCACUGCUCGCCAGUUUCGGGCAGCACAGCAAUCUACUGGCGUCGCACGGUGGUGGCGGCGGCGGCGGCGGCGGCCUGCUGGAUCUCGAGCUGGACGCGUCGCUGAUGAAGACGCGCCGCUCGAACAGUCUCACCACACCGUCGACCCUGUCGGCGCUUGGCGUCGGUGGCGGCGAGCUAAGCGCGCAGCAGAAGCAAAACAACGAAUGCCUGUCGGCGGAGAACCUGUCUAACCUGCAGCUGCUGCAGAACAAACCGCGCAGCUUCUCGCUGACGAUGGAGAGCCCCCGGUCGUCGCUCGCCUCGAGCGGCUCGGACACGCAGCUGGACGACUACAAGCAGGGCGCCGGGCUGAUGAAGCUGUACGGUGGCCAGCCGAACGUCGGCAUGUCCAGCAUCGCGCACUGGCUGAAGAGCCUGCGGCUGCACAAGUACGUGUGGCUGUUCUCGAACCUGACGUACGACAAGAUGCUCGGCAUCACGGAGGAGUACCUGCAGAGCCUAGGCGUGACCAAGGGUGCCCGGCACAAGCUCGCCAUCUGCAUCCAGAAGCUGAAGGAGCGGUACGGUACGCUGCUGCAGCUGGAGAAGGAUCUGAUCGGCGGGCAGAAGGCGCAGCUCGGGACGGUGCUGGAGGAGCUGACCAACAUUGUGCUGACGCCGAUGAAACCGAUCGGCAUGGAUCAGCCGGAGGACAUUGCGGCACAGUUUGCCAAAGUGCUGGAUUUAGUUGGUUCGAUCAUCGUAAUGCGACCGGUCUGUAGUCAGCAGGACGAAGAGUACCUGAACAUUUUCCUGUGGAUCGUCGAACGCGCCCUGCACAACGAUGCCUUCAUUGCGCACUCCGCGCAGCUGAAGGACCACAAGUACAAAGUGUCAAAGAUAAAGAUGCAAAUUGCGCCCAAGAGCGGUGGCCACUUUGCGAAGAGUGUGAACGUUGCCGGUCCAGGCAUGAACAAGCCAAGAUGGACAACAAACAACAAGCAUAAGCCAGUGAAUGUCAACGAAUCGCAAGCGAAAUCACAUCGCAAAAGCUCCGUGCCGUACUUUGUGCCGCCCGGCCAUUUGAGCGCCGGUUCGCACCUACAGAGCGCCGCCCCAUCGUCGCAGGUCAUGGCGGGCCAUCCAUACUUCCACCACGGUGGCACCGGAGGCGCCAGCUCGAACGCGGGCGGCAGUACGGCCAACUACAACAAGAGCUCCUCCUACCCGAGCUUCGCCUCCACGCUGCACGGUGGUGGCAGUGGCGGAACCGGCGGUACCGGCAGCUCCAUGAAACCCAUCCUAAGCAACAACCCGUCCAUGCAACAAACCACCCAACAUCUCCAGCAGCAGCAGCAGCCGCACCCUCACAAACAAUCCACCCAACCUCCCACGCUGCAGCCGCCGGCCAUGCAGCAUCCGAGCUUUAUGUUCCAUCGGCACUCGUUAAGCAACAUAACGCAUCAUCACCACAACGCGAACCCGCCGCUCGUACCGCCGCCGGCCAUCUUCCUGAACAGCCUUGGCGGUUCACUGGUGGCGGGCGAAAACCGUACCACCGGCGCCAAGGUCGUUGAUGGUGGUGGGCCGGUCAAAGGAGGCGCCGGAAUGAAGCAACUCGCAGCAGCAGCAGCAGGUGAGCAGGCAGGCGACAGCGGCAGUAACAGCAGCAGUAGCAACCACAACAACAGUAUCAUUGAUAUCAACUCGCGGCUCGAGUUUCUCUGUCGGCAGAUGACGGAGCAGGCGAUUAAUUAAUAAGUAGAAAGCGCAGGGCGAGUUUGUUGGACAAAACCCGAAUUGGUGAUAUAUAUAUAUGAGGAACAGGUAGAGCUGUUAAACGCUGAUGGAGUAAAAAUGGGGUUUUAGUUAUAUUUGUGUAGCAAUGUAUAGAAUGGUCAAUAGUGAAGGUAACAAACAAAUCGAACGACUCGCUCUAGAGCGGGAGAGAAACAACGUGGAAAAAUGGGGUAGACAAAACUACUGAAUUCGCACCUUCUGUAAAGGCGCUCGAUAUGAUGUGUGUGUGUUUAUGUUUUAAUGUGUAUCGUACUUCUUCUCCAAGAGGGGACAGUAAGCAGUUGUUGUGUUUUUCGUGUCGCUGUUUAAAACUAUUUCGUACGUACGUAGCCGACAAUGCUGUAGAGCGCGAUGAAAAUACGUAGAGCAAUUUUGUCGCAAAACCAAAAUGGUUAGGGCUCUACUACUACUAGUACUACUACUACUACUACUACCUAUUACUAUAUAUACUUACAUAUAUACCCCCUAGAGGGCGCUCACAGGACAAGGGGCAGGAUGGGCGGGGUGGGCGUGUGUUGUAACAGCGCUGCGGACAAUACUGCAGGCUGAUCUUGAUUAAGUUUGGUUUGAGUGGCAUGUAGACGGACACGCGCAGUCCACCAGGUUAUCUCCACACGGUGGUGCGUAGGAUAGCGUGUACCAGUUUUGAUGUUGAACGUUUUUUGUGUUAAGCUUUUGUGUUAGCACAGUCACCGGGCAACCGCCACACAACGGGUGUGUCCCAGUGCGUAGAAACUAUUAAAAAAAGGAAGAAGAUUAUCUUUAAGUCAGUUAAGACGCUAGGAGCAAGCGCACGCCCCACCUGCCGCCUAACGAAACGAGAGGACGUCUCCGAGUGAGGUACGAUGUGAAGGAUCGACAAACCUACCGACCGAAGUCACGACGCGGGUAUUCUGCAAAAAGUAUUUAUCUUGUUACGUUUUAUUUUACCCUCCUACCAAAAUCCCUCUUUGCUACAAUUAUUGUGUUUAUCUUUUGUAAGCUUACAUGUUGACGACAUGCGUGCUGUAAUACAGUGUUAAUACAUGCGGGCACAGUAAAAAUGAAAAGAAAAGAAACCCCUUUUGCUUUCUUGGUGAAAGAUGAUAUAAAGCGCGGCGCCGCGUGUGUAAUAUUUGUGAGCAUAAUGUGAUCAAGUGUUUAUUUACCACAAUGUGUGUAUGUGUGUGUGUGUGAUUGUUUUGUUUUGUUAAGGUUGUUUCAUCUCGUGUUCGCUACUGUUUAGUACACACACACACACGCACUCGCACACAUACUACAUGCAGCAUUUUAGGUGUAACCAGGUGGACGUGGAGGAUGUAUCGGAUGCACUCGAUAUCAUCAGUCUUAAAUAAAUGAUAAAAAACGGCAAACCAUAUGCUGAACAUCGUUCGCAAUUGAAUGAAACGAAGCGCAUACUACCUAUUACUACUAUUAUUAGAGGACAGCUACUAGCGGCGAAAGUGGACCAGGAAAUAAACGUUGAACAUACACGCGCGUACAGAGCGAUUGCUAUGAGCAUUAAGCGAGUCUGGGAGUGGUUAAACACUCGUCUCAACCUUUUAGACCGGUGCAGACCGGUGCAGAAGGGACGUAUAUUUUCCUCUCUGGUUAGGUAGUGAAUGUAAGCGAUCAUUGUUUGUUGAACUACAAAUUUUCUCUUAGGCUUUUUUUCUCUUCAUCUAAAUUAGUAACAUUAAGGGUAGCUUUUUUACAAUGAGAAUGGGGAGGCUGUACAACUUUCAAAAACACAAAUCUGAGCAUAGCUUAACUCUUUUGAGCCUAGUAAUAACUGACACGCAUUGGUAUUUAUUGCAACUGUUCUUCAACGUAAUCGUUAGCCUGCAUCCUAGAUGUUUACUGUUUAUAUUUCUUUUUCUCCUUUAGUACAGCUAGCCACGUAGUAGAAGAACAAGAGUCUAGUGUUAGGAAGGUUGCCCCACACAUCCGUAGCGAGAAUCUUUCCGAAUCCCUACCUUUCCGCUCACGGUACAAAUGCACACGCGCGUGUGGUUAGGUAGCAUUUGUUCGUCAAAGUAACUUGAUAAAUUGUUGCUUAGGUUUACCAGCUAUACAACAACAUAAAAUUGUUGCCAAAUAGAGCGCAUUAGGAGUAGUUGUAGAUGAUUUGUUCCAGAGCCGGUAUGUGUUUAUUGUUUUUUUUUUGUUCACCUAAGCACGUUGUGAACGUGUGUCGCUCUGCGAAAGAAGCGUUAUAAUUUGACCAUUGUUGUGUCGGAAAGGAUAAAUUACCAAAAAAAUGGACACGAGGUUGUCUUCAUCAUUGAAGAUCAACAUUUGCUACAUAGUUAUUAUAGGCAGUAGAGUGCUGUUUCUCAUGUCCUGUGGGACAAACGAACCUUACGUAGACCGUUCCACGCUCACGCAAAUGUACACACCCAUAUCCUAUAUAUAUAUGGCUCGUCGCGUGAAGAAUGUACGCGAAGAAUGUUUGCUUACGGACAUAGCGUGGGAACAGAAAGGAUACACGUACUCGUAGGAAAAAUGGAACUAAUAAGUAGACAGGUUUCUGUACGGAUGAGGAAUGUUGUGCAAAGUAAAGUAAAGGAAACAAUGUGGCGAAAAAUGGUUGUGAAGUGUAUCUCGAAGGUAUGAGGAGUGGAUCGUCGUCUGUAGAUCGCUCAUUAAAACGAAACGCAGCUAGUGGAGCGGAAGGAAGGCAUCGGAGAAUGAGUCAUGUAUUGCAAAAAACAGUCGCGUAGCGACCACUCUUUAGAAUAUGUUAAUAGUCGUUCUUCUUGUGCUACACUACUGUUUGUAAAUCUCGUAAUCGCCGUACAAUUUGUUUUUUUAAUCACCAAUUGUAAUUGUGUAACCCAUUUAAACGUUUUACCAGUUGUACCAUGACACAACCAGUCACACAAUCUAGCUGUUUUUUACAUGUAAAUCCUCUAGAAGAUGUAUCGUCAAAAGAAAGAAAGGAAGGGAUGUCUAUGUAUGUUUCCCCCUGAUUCCCUGUCCCGUUUAUCCACACCAAACAGAAAUAAUCAGAGUGAUCAGUUCGUUUUGGUAUGCAAAACGCUCUGUUGUAGAGAUCAAUUAAACAAAACUAUGUCACACUCUGUCUGAGUUGGGAAAAAGUUGAUCGCAAAAACGUUGUUUUAAUUGUUUCUGUUUUCGGUUUGUAUGCGACCUAACUUAACACAAUACCCUGUCUGUAUAAUUUAAAGCUACAUAAGCAAAACGAUCUCGCCGUUACACACACACAAAAAUGCAGGGAUUAAAAAAGAGAUGUUGCGAUCGCCGUUCUGAUAUGAUUGUUAAUUUUUGUACUAAAUACAUUUCGUUGCGAAACCAAAUACGCAGUACGUGUGCCCGUUCCAUGUUACCCCAAAACGAUCUUAACUCUAGUGGAAACUGGGACAAAAACAUAUAUGUAAACAAAUUUCCGAUCCGUCGUGUUGUUACAAAAGAAAACGAGCAAUUAGUGUAGUAAACUGGCUCUUUCCCGCAUUUUUGUAGCACGGUUUGUUAAAAAAUCGUACCACUGAAGUAAGAAAAACUAUAACAAAUAUUUAAAAGGUAAUGCUAGAACAGUAGUUGCGCACUUGCUUGCCAAUCCCCCGUGUUGUAAUCCCAUGCAACUAGCAGCCUAAGGGCAAUGGACUAAGAAGCUAACCGUAGUGGAGGGGAGAGAUGGGGCAAGUUUGUUAAAAUUCAACCCUAAUCUAUAGAGUGUGCACACUUUAACCAAGCACGAAGGCUAUAAAUGAACAGGAGCAAGGCAAAACGAACGAUAUUUGAGCGCGCCGGAGUGGGGUUUGGGCGAGGCCAAUAGGCUCAACCGUAUAGUAAACAUAUAUUUGGCAAGUACUUUUCCCGGUUUACCCUUUGUACAAGGAUUGUGCACACAUACGAACGGCGGAUGAUCGAAGCGAGGGUGAUUAUAAAAAAAAGAAGGCAGACGAAGAAGAAGUUGAUAAAAACGAUCCGAUUUUAUGUAGUGAAGUUUUUAAAAACCAUUAUCGAACGAAAAUACAUGAAAAAAGUAUUUGAGAA
Anopheles arabiensis is the source of this 8642-nucleotide messenger RNA. It is a transcript of the gene smg, whose product is annotated as protein Smaug. Gene Ontology annotation, cellular component: P-body. Gene Ontology annotation, biological process: regulation of DNA-templated transcription; regulation of mRNA stability; nuclear-transcribed mRNA poly(A) tail shortening. Lineage: Eukaryota; Metazoa; Arthropoda; Insecta; Diptera; Culicidae. The record is from RefSeq and is a predicted model, not a curated record. The transcript has 6 exons. Bases 834 to 4601 code for a protein of 1255 amino acids. Gene Ontology annotation, molecular function: mRNA binding; translation repressor activity; protein binding.